CGGAUGAAUCGCGAUCGUGUUUAAACUGAUCUGAGCUUCCCGAGCAGAGCCAUUCCAAUGUCGCCUUGGGCCUUACUCUUUCUAGCCGCCCACCUCGCGGCCGGCGAGCCCACCUCCAUCACGACCCUCACCGCCACCCCGGCGAAGCCGACCAAACCAGACCACGCAGUCACCCUCCAAUGGUCCAACCUCCCCGACCCGAGCCCGCUCGACUACGUGGCCGUCUACUCCCCGCCGUCCUCCGGCGACCUCGACUACCUCGGCUUCCUCUUCCUCAACUCCUCCGCCUCCUGGGCCACGGGCGCCGGCAGCCUCACGCUCCCGCGCCUGCCCGACCUGCGCGCCCCCUACCAGUUCCGCCUCUUCCGGGGCCCGCCGGGCCGGAACCCGCGCGUUGACCAGCAUGUCGACCCGCUCCCCGACGCCAGCCGCCGCGCCGCCGUCUCGGGCAACGUGGCCUACGAGGGAUCCGGCGCCCGGCCCGCCCAGCUGCACCUGGCGUUCACCGACGAGGUGGACGAGAUGCGGGUGCUGUUCGUGUGCGGCGACGGCGGGAGGAGGUCGGUGAGGUACGGGCCCGCCGGCCGGCGCGAGGAGGAGUGGGAAGAGGCGCCGGCGGAGGUGAGCACGUACGAGCAGCGCCACAUGUGCGGCUACCCGGCGAACCAUAGCGUCGGGUGGCGCCACCCUGGGUUCGUCUUCGACGGCGUCAUGGAGGGGCUGCGGCCUGGGUCAAGGUACUUCUACAAGGUUGGCAAUGAUCUAGGAGGUUGGAGUGAGACAUACAGCUUCAUCUCACGCGACACCGAGGCCAACGAGACCAUCGCAUUCCUCUUUGGUGAUCUGGGCACUUACGUUCCUUACAACACCUACUUUCGAACACCUCAAGAAAGUCUGUCAACUGUGAAAUGGAUUCUCCGUGAUCUCCAGGCCCUUAACGACAAACCUGCAGUCAUUUCACAUAUCGGUGACAUCAGCUACGCCAAGGGUUAUGCGUGGUUAUGGGAUCAUUUCUUCGAACAGAUUGAGCCUAUUGCCGCCAAUACACCAUACCAUGUCUGCAUUGGGAAUCAUGAGUACGACUGGCCUUCCCAACCUUGGAAACCCUCCUGGGCUGAAAACAUCUAUGGUGGGAAUGAUGCUGGCGGCGAAUGCGGAGUACCAUACAGCAUCAAGUUCAAAAUGCCUGGAAAUUCUUCUCUCCCUACCAGCACCAUUGCUCCUGACACCCGGAAUCUCUACUACUCCUCUGACGCAGGUGUUGUUCAUUUUGUUUACAUGUCUACUGAGACUGACUUCACUCAUGGGAGUGAUCAAUACAAUUUUAUAAAAGCCGACCUCGAGCGCCUCAACCGGAGUCGAACACCAUUUGUCGUGUUCCAGGGCCACCGUCCGAUGUACACCUCAAGCAACGAGUCCAAGGACACGGCUCACAGGGAGCAGAUGAUUCAGCAUCUGGAGCCUCUCUUUGUGAAACACGGCGUGACACUCGCUCUGUGGGGGCAUGUUCACAGGUAUGAGAGGUUCUGCCCCAUGAAGAACUAUCAGUGCCUUAACACUUCGUCGAGCUUCGUGGACCCUGGUGCUCCUGUGCAUGUUGUGAUCGGGAUGGCUGGGCAGGACUACCAAGCAAGCUGGGAACCGAGACCUGACCACCCCGAAGUCCCCAUAUUCCCGCAGCCGCAGAGGUCCAUGUACCGUGGCGCUGAAUUCGGGUACGCAAAACUUGUGGCCACAAGGGAGAAGUUGACACUGACAUACAUUGGUAACCAUGAUGGGCAAGUCCAUGACAUGGUUGAAAUAUUUUCGCCGCAAUUCGAUACCGACAGCGCACCUGAUAAGCUGGUGGGUGCGAUGCCGAAGAAGAUGAGAUACCUGGGAAUUGCCAGCAGCGUGAUGCUUGCGAUGCUGCUUGGAUUCAUGGCUGGCUUUGCUGUUAGAAGGAAGACGGACCCGGCACGAUGGAGUCCUGUACAAGAUGAGGAAUCCUAAUUACUUCACCCUUACUCGAUUGUGUUGAAGUGUAAGAGAUCUACCAAUGUUCCUGUUUCAACAACCUUUACUCACUAUUCUGGCAAUGUUUUCUCCAAUGUGGUGAAAAAUGUAAUCCCAAUCAGGGCUACUAUAAUUUGCAAGGCCCCUUCAAGGUUUAACUUUUUUUACAGUGCAUUUAUGUGCCAUUUACAGUGUAAAAAAUAUGUAAUUUGCAAGGCCCCUUCACACGAUAUUUGAAGACUAUGGUUGCAAGAACUGUAAUUUUUUUACAGUGCAUUCCCAAGCAAGAAGAUACAGUAGAUCACAUGACUGUAGUUUAUUUGUUAGUGUUUUUACCUCAAUAUGUGUGCCACUCCCAGUUGAAACUAUACUACUAUUGCAUUACAGUGCAUCUUCUGUAUUAUUUAAAGUGCAACACGAAAUGUAGUUUUCAUGCAAAGCUAUAGUAUUUUUUAACCAUCUCUUCAAGUUGUUUGUUGCUGGAUACUAAACUAAUGUUAUUUGUUUACAGUGCAUCUUCUGUAGUACUCCCUCCGUCCUAUAAAAUAAGAGUGUUUUUGACACUAGUGUAGUGUCAAAAACGCUCUUAUAUAAUGGGACGGAAGGAGUAUUAUUUACAGUGCAACAAGAACUGUAAAACUCAUGCAAAGCUAUAGUAAUUUUGAUCCAUAGUUUUAAAGUUGUUUGCUGCUUGAUACUAAACUACUGUUGUUUUUUUAUAGUGCAUCUUCUUUGUUAUAUAUAGUGCAAUAAGAGCUGUAAUUCUCCUGCAAAGCUAUAGUAAUUUUGAACCAUCGACUUUUAAGUUGUUUGCUGCCCCCAGUGUUACAGUGAGCUUACUGGGAUUUUAAUGUGUAUGUGUCACAGUGAAUAGCAUGAUGCAUGUAACUAUGUCAGGUAACACUAAUUUUCUAGUCCGCUCGUUAUGUUGUUUUUCCCUUUUUACAGUUAGCUAAAAGGAUUUGUAUUAUGCAGGUGUCACUGGGAAUAGCUUGAUGCAUGUUUGUGUGUUUUUCUGUCAAAAGGAUUUCACAUUCCAAUAGAACAAUACCCAUGGCUCUUCUUUUUGCUUGUUCUGUCAGAUUUAUUACUGUUGAACCUUAGCAAUGCUAGAGAGGAUUUUUUUUUUUUUGACAGAACUACUACUCAUGUGAUCUACUGUAUUUAUCAGCCCUUAUUCCCCUAGAGAACUUCUGAGUAGUAAUGGGAUCUUACAAACAGAGCUAUCCUGUCACCAUAGAGUGAUUCUA
Aegilops tauschii subsp. strangulata is the source of this 3245-nucleotide messenger RNA. RefSeq names its product probable inactive purple acid phosphatase 2. Lineage: Eukaryota; Viridiplantae; Streptophyta; Magnoliopsida; Poales; Poaceae. The record is from RefSeq and is a predicted model, not a curated record. Gene Ontology annotation, molecular function: metal ion binding; acid phosphatase activity.